AUGUUAAGUCAAAGUGAAUUUGCACCAGAUACCCCUGCCAAUAUUCUUUCAAGAGGUCAUGUUCGUUCAUCAUCUACAUCUCUAAUAUCAGAUGCAAUGUCUUCAGGUAAUAACAAUGAUGAUGAAUUGUCCAAAGUACAAAUAUAUGCAGAUUUAACCCAAUACGAAGAGAAACUGGCGGCAUUAGUAGAAUCUGUGGAUAAUUUUAAACCGGAUGUUAAAAUUGUUCAUGAAUUAAUUGAGGUCGAUAAGAGCCUUUACAAGAGCUUAGAUUCAUUCGCAGAGUACGAUAGAAUAGACUCUGAAUUGAACAGACUAGAUAAGGAAUCUAAUGAGUUAGAUCGUAAGACUAAGGAAGUCCUAGAGACUUUAAGUGAAUGUUAUGAAAUGUUGAAUGGUCUGCCGAUGUUAGAACAGGUUGAAUUUGAAAAGCAGUCAAUAUUAAAACAGAGAUCAAAGGUAAAUUCAAGUGUAUUACUAAAUUAUGCUACGAAACUUUCCAAAUUUACAAAGAUACCACCGACUUUUGAUAAAGGUACAAUUGGACCCAACAAUUUUGUAUGGCCAGCAGAAGAUGCCUUGAGGAGAGGUAUGUUGGCCAUAGCGUCCUUGCACAGUAAAGAAAUGACAAGGAUUCCGGGUGAACCAGAAGAAGAAGAAGCAGAUGCAACAGAAAAGCAGGGUUCAGGAGAUAAAAAUGGUAAAGAAGGCGAAGAAACCAAAACUGGAGAAAGACCUGCUUCCCCAGGUGCACAUGGAAAUGAAAGGAGACAAUCUUUUGUAUUUACGGAAAAUCCUACAGAAACAGCUAAUGCAGAUAAUAAUGAUGAGCCUGAUGAUGAGGCAUUGGAUCUGGAUUUAGAUCUCUUCAAGCCAGACGAGUUCUAA
Messenger RNA from Zygosaccharomyces rouxii, 888 nucleotides. RefSeq names its product Med4p (gene MED4). Lineage: Eukaryota; Fungi; Ascomycota; Saccharomycetes; Saccharomycetales; Saccharomycetaceae. The coding region runs from base 1 to 888 and encodes 295 amino acids. Gene Ontology annotation, biological process: regulation of transcription by RNA polymerase II. The record is from RefSeq and is a predicted model, not a curated record. Gene Ontology annotation, cellular component: core mediator complex; mediator complex. Gene Ontology annotation, molecular function: transcription coregulator activity. The transcript has a single exon.